UAUUCGCGGGAUCUCAUGGGCAGCUUGGAGGGCAUGCAGGUGCCGAACACGCAGGAGGCGGCCCAGCUGGCAGCUGCCGACGACGAUAUCAUCGCCGACUGCGGUCGAGAUGAUGUGCGGGCGGCUGUGGAGAAGCGCAAGAGGAUCCACGGCGCCGAGCAGUCGGAUGCCAUCUUCGCAGAUAUAUUCCAGAAGGUCGACGCGAAGAAGGGCCGGCUCCGCCAGGUGCGCGCGGCGCCCGUGGCCACGAACACGGGGCUCGUCGCCGACGCCGAGAAGUACGCGGAGAUCGUGGAGAGAGAGCGCCCCAACUGGAGCUCGGAUCUCAAGCGCAUCGGCCUCGCGGCCCUCUGCGUGUACCGCUCCCGCCCAGUGGACGUGGGGACCGUGCAGCACGUGCAAAUGAUCUGGAUCAUACUUGGUGGCCGCCUUCUCCGCGCCCACAACGGGCGGGCUUACUUCUACGAUCAACGUCUCGGUUACUUCGACGUCUUCGACGGCCUCCUCCCGCCAGAGCUGCUCUUCGCGGCGUCUCGCUUCAUGCUGACUCUGGAAGGAAUAUUCAGGGAUUUCCCGUGCGGCGUGGAGCGAAAGGAUUCCGCCGUGCUCGCGGCCAUCGACAGCGCCGUGGAGAAUGCGGUUGCGAAGAUCAACGGAGACAUAUCUUACGCAGUUAAGGAGGCGGCCGCGCUCGUCUCGUUCCGCGACAACUGCGUCUUCAACAAGGGAAAUGCGAUCCUGCAAAAGGCCAAGGGCAAGGGCAAGGGCGUCGCGGCGCAGGCGCCCGAUGGCGAGGGCGAGGGCGAGGGGCGGGGGCGCGGCGCUGAGGACGCCGAGGGCGACGACCUCACCAGGGCGUCCGACGCGUGGCACAUCGCAGUCGCCCAGACUAUCAGCAAGGUAUCGACCAAAUUACAGACGGAACUUCUCAGCAGCAAAAUCAUGUCGUACUUUAUUGAAUGGUGCUCUCAGGACACCAUGCGAUCUGCUGGCGUCGCCUACGAAGACUGCAUCGUGAAGUACGAUGUGCUGGGUAGUCCUGUGACAUUUUCUUCUGAGCGAUCACCUGAGAAUUCGGUUUACAUUGGCAUCCGCUCGCAGCUCCUGUCCACCGACCCCGUGCUCGACGCGGCGGUGGCCCGCGUGCAGAAGAUAUAUUCACAGACGUUCUGGUCCAUUCCAGAUGCUUUCGUGUUCGGGCAGGCGGCCCAGGCGCUCGCGAAGAGAGGCUACAACGUUGACACCAUCACAGUGUACUGGGGACCUGGCGGCGUCGGCCUGAGUCUCCUUACGAGUCAUUUGGAGGCGAUGUAUGGCCACAAGAAUCACAAAUAUUUCGAUCCCAAUGUAUUUUUCGUCGAUGACGAGUUACGCAAAGUGGUCGAGCUGCUGGUCGACGGCUUUAUCUUCACAGGUCAAGAACGACCCAGCGGACAACGCGGAACCAUGCGGGAGGAUUGCGGCUCUGGCGUCAAACGCACCGCGGCUGGCAUAUUGGUUACUCGCGCCCCGACAGCCGAAGGGCGCGCCGCCCGCGUCGUGCCCUUCAAUGUCGGGGACUUACUCAAGAAAUUUGCCGCAGCGGAGGGAGUUUCUGGAAGACUUCCCUAUUCAAUCUUGACCAAGAUGUUUCGCAUUGUGGGUUGGAAGAGACUCGAGGUCAACAAGUUCCUGGUGUUUGACGAGAUCACAGAGCAGAACGUGGAGUCUUUGAUGCGCAGGCUUGCCGUGGUGAAGAUACAGGCGCGGUUUUUCGAUCGCCUGUAUGUUGAGGAGAACUUCGGUGACGCCGCGGCCGCCGGGAUCUUCGCCCGUGACCCAGAUGCGAAGGAGUUUCUCAUGUCCUCCGUCGGCGUCGCCGCUGGGCAUCGAGUGCAGUUCGCCUUCGAGGAUGAUCACGGCGCAGAGGCGUGUCGCGACAUUAUCGUUCGGUAUGCGCGCUGUGGUGGCGAUCGAGGAAUCACGGAGAAGUCGCUGCGGCAGGCUUGUGGCCUCCUCGAGAAGACGUCGAACGUGGCUGGGUCCCUGCAGGCGGAGAUCGACGCGCCCAACUCGCAGGGGCAUGGGUGCACAGCCCCCAAGGAGUGGUUAGAUUUCAGCAUGGCUCUCAUUCAAGAAUGUCAAAAGAAAAACAUGGACUUCCUUACGCUUCCAGCUUUCAAGGCGAUGUCGCUGCCGACCAGUUGCAAGCUUCCUGCCCCUAAGCCGAAGGCCUUUCAGCGCCUGCAGACAGAGGGUCUAUGGGUGGGCAUUGGAACAGUGGGCAAGGCGGCCGAUCGCAUCGCGCCGCGCAUACGCACCAAGAACGGCAUGAGCGCGCUGAUCGACGAGAGCUCGAUGGGCGCGUGCAACUACCCAGAGGUCUACGACAUGAAGUCCUUUCGGUCAGUAUUCUUUGAGCACGGAGCUCGCAAAACUAACGCUGUGGUUCUGGCGGAUGCACUGGGCAAAGGCAUUCGGCGCCCCGGCCGACAGGCUGCCGAGAAGGCUGCGCGCGAGGCGGCGUGGUCGGAGAGGGCUGAAUCAGUUCGACGCAUGGAGUCUUUCAUCGAUACUUUGGCGAGCAGGGACAAGCGCGCCCAGGAAAUCAAGAGGAGGCGCCUCACGGCCAAGGCUAGCGGCCCGAGCUCGCAGGGGGAGUCGGCUCAUUUCGACGACGAGGUUUCGAUUACGGUUUCCACGGGGUACCAUCACAAGGUGGAGUGGCCGCCGCGAGCUUAA
Molecule: messenger RNA, 2721 nt
Organism: Prorocentrum cordatum
Lineage: Eukaryota; Dinophyceae; Prorocentrales; Prorocentraceae
Source: the annotation of a GenBank genome assembly